AUGUUUACUAAAUUAUCAUAAUUUUCAAAAAUAAGCCAAUUUGUAAAAAUAUAAAAAUUGUUUUCAACCCAAAAAAGACCCAAUAUAAACGAAAUUCCAAUGCUUUAGGAUUUUUUAAAAAAACAAAAUAAUCCUAUAAAUAUUUAGCAAGAUAAAGUGCCAUAUUUAACAUAAUUAAAUUUAAAUUAAAAUAAAAAAUAUUUUAUUGAAACAUAUGGAUGUUAAAUGAAUUAAUCAGAUACAGAAAUUAUAAACGGAAUUUUAUAAAAUUCAGGGUAUUAAAGUACAAAAGUAUAUGAAGAAGCUGAUAUAGUAUUUUUAAAUACAUGUGCAAUUAGAGAAGGAGCUGAAAGUAAAAUAUGGAGAAGACUUGAACAAAUACGCGCAGAGAAAAAAAAGGAAAAAAAGUCUUUAAUCACAGGAGUAUUGGGAUGUAUGGCAGAAAGAUUAAAAUAUAAAUUGGUUGAAAAAAAUAAAGUAGUUGAUAUUAUAGCUGGUCCUGACGCAUAUAAAGAUUUACCAAGAUUAAUAGAAAGUUUAAUACCAAACUCAAAUAAUUUUUCAAUAAAUGUGUAAUUAAGUUUAGAUGAGACCUAUGCAGAUGUAACUCCAAUAAGAUAAAAUCCAGAAGGUCCUGAAGCAUAUGUAUCCAUAAUGAAAGGAUGUAAUAAUAUGUGUUCAUUUUGCAUAGUGCCAUUCACGCGAGGAAGAGAAAGGUCUAGAAGUAUAGAAAGCAUUAUAAAAGAAGUAGAAAUAUUAAGAAAUGAAGGAGUAAAGCAAAUUACUUUAUUAGGUUAGAAUGUCAAUAGUUAUCAUGACAAAGAAUCUGAAGAAUAUGAAGAACCUCAUUUAAAUCCUUAAGGUUUUAAAGAAACAUAUAAAUUGAGAUAAGUAAAUAACUUUAAUAAAAAUAAUAGAACAUAUAAAAAAAGGGAAAAGGUGCCAGAUUCUAAAACUUACUUGAAGAAGUUGCCAAAGUAGCUCCUGAAACCAGAUUUAGAUUUACAUCUCCACAUCCCAAAGACUUUCCAGAUCCAGUAUUAGAUGUAGUAGCCAAAUAUCCUAAUAUUGCAAAAAAUAUACAUUUGCCAGCUUAAUGCGGGAAUUCAGAAGUUUUAAAUAGAAUGAGAAGAAACUAUACAAAAGAGUCUUAUUUAUAAUUAGUUGAACAAAUUAAAAAUAGAAUUCCUGGAGUUACUCUUUCUAGCGAUUUUAUAGUUGGAUUUUGUGGAGAAACUGAAGAAUAAUUCCU
Messenger RNA from Ichthyophthirius multifiliis, 1252 nucleotides. RefSeq lists its product as hypothetical. Gene Ontology annotation, biological process: negative regulation of cyclin-dependent protein serine/threonine kinase activity. The transcript has 3 exons. Lineage: Eukaryota; Ciliophora; Oligohymenophorea; Hymenostomatida. The record is from RefSeq and is a predicted model, not a curated record. Gene Ontology annotation, cellular component: mitochondrion; cytosol. Gene Ontology annotation, molecular function: 4 iron, 4 sulfur cluster binding; tRNA-2-methylthio-N(6)-dimethylallyladenosine(37) synthase activity.